Messenger RNA from Staurois parvus, 558 nucleotides. The record is from the annotation of a GenBank genome assembly. NCBI's taxonomy places the organism in Eukaryota, Metazoa, Chordata, Amphibia, Anura, Ranidae.
AUGGCAGACGCUGCAAAGUUGGACCCAGACUACGAGUGCCCCAUCUGCUGGAACCCUUACAAUAACACCUUCCGGAUGCCCAAACUCUUAACAUGUCACCACUCCUUUUGUUUGGAGUGCUUGGCCCGUCUGAGCUUUGCCACUCAUAUUCACAACCGGCUGCAAUGCCCGCUGUGUCGCCAAACCACAACUCUCCAUUUAGAUCAGACUGUUACAGACUUACCCACCAACACUGCCAUACUAGGCCAGCUUAAGCUAGAGCCAGAGAGAAAUGGACUAUGUGCUAGAGGAGAUGCCAAGAGGCUAAAUUUCUUCCAGCGGCCACCCUCCGUCUAUACCCUCAACAUGGGUCAAGACACGGGGUCCAUAGAUGAUACUUACCAGACGGACCUCCAGCCCACAUUAGCCACCAUUCCCUCAGAUGAAUCUUCCUGGCAGUGUUUCCACAACCCUCAGUUCCGGAUGUUCUCUUACCUCAUGAUUACCAUGCUGGUGGUGAGCUUGCUUUUAAUAUUUUCUAUCUUCUGGACUCGUAAGAUGUUAUGGGGACCAGGUUGA